AAAUUAGAAAUUGGAUAGCUUUGAUACGAAGAUAAACCACAGGAGUAGUAGUUGGAGUUUCCCUUCUACCGCAAGGAGUCGCACAGCAUGGAAUGACGUCAAAUGCUUGGUCGUAUCGAGGAGGGGAGACCAAGAUAUGUCUGCAGUUGAGAAAAGAGACGGCCGUCUGCCAGCAUCUUGUUUAUACAAAGUGCGUGGCUUCCGCGAUAAUUCGGAUCUAUUAUCGAAGACCUAAACCCGAAGGAAAUGUUUUUUGGCAUAUUAAGGUAACGAACGUGCAGUGACCUAUGACCUUUAGUCGGCUGGUACAACCUCCGAACAGAUGGGCUUCGAUCGUCUUCCCAUCAACUGUCGGCGACCGGUUGAUGUCUGAACCAGCGACGGACACUGGCUGGCCAGGUGUCCUUUUCGCCACUUGAAUUAACCCCAAGUCUUUCCUAUCCACCCACCAAUUACCCCGACUCGAUGUUCCUCAACCAAGCAAUGAGGUAUUAUAGGUUAUGGAUCUAUUGUUGUAAUCUCAUCUUAUUAGUGAGCGUUCUGAUCUUUAUCGUUCUUGCUGUGUGGGUCAUUACCGAUAUCCGCCUGGCUCUCUUCCCAUCUAUUCAGCUCCAUCAACCCACUCUCAUUUACGCUUACUUCGCGCUAGCUCUUCAGGGUGGAAUCUUGCAAGCUAUUGGAUGCGUUGGGGCAUUAAGGAUGAACGAACGGCUUCUAACUAUUUACUGGACGCUGAUGUUGGUGUUGCUUUUUGGGGACGCCAUCGUUGGCAUGGUAUGGUUGUUUCGAUAUCAACAUUUGACCACAAAUUUACGCAGCGAUCUCAGAUCGAGGCUUCUAUCAGAUUAUGGUAUCGAUGUGGAAUUCCAACAUCUUUGGGACCAAAUCCAAAUUGAUUCAAAGUGCUGCGGUGUAAGCGAUCCUCACGAUUAUAAUUAUACGAGUUGGAUUAUGCACAAGAGUGCCAAGCACCAGGUGGUCCCUCGAAGUUGCUGUAGACAUUACAACGUCUUUCAGGACUCUAAUCUGAAUCAGAGUUGUGUGGAAACUUAUCGCGAUGACAUAAUAUAUCAACAGGGUUGUUAUAAUUCUGUACGUCGAUGGUUGCAACAUAACGCGGAUAUGUUAUCGGUGCUUGGAUUCUGUGUCAUUGCUUUUCUAAAACUCUGUUUCCUCGGCAUUCUCAGGUAUGAAAUCAAAGAAAUGAUUCAAAAAAUACGAAUUCUGAAAGAUAUGGACGAUCAGUCACCUAUAGUGGGUCUCGAAAGUCAGAUCAUAAAACCGGAUGCUACCCACGUGACCAAUAAUUGUACUACUCAUCCCAACUAUGUGAUUACAGAACCUUUGAAUGGAAAUAACAAUGAACGCGAUGUCAAGAAUUCGUGUCCUGUUUAAGUUUUAAUACCGACAACUGAUGGUCAGAUUAACAGAUAAAUUCUAUCCCCUAUUAUUCUUAACUAAAAUAUCAUUUCUUGCAUUAAAAUAAAUUCCUUUUACAUAUUAAUUCCACUAGAAAUAGCAAAAUAAAUACUAAUAAAGCAUUUGAACUGAAUCUAUGUUUAUUUCUAUAUCUGUUAUUCCUGAUCACACAUUUGUCAGUAUUAACUUGGACACUGUAAAGAACUGAAGGAAACGAGUCGAUUUGCCUUCUUCUUAAGAUCAACUUCUUAAGGAAUAGUUUUGUAUAUUCACUUCUUAUUUGCAACAAAAAUUACUUGACACAAGUGCUUUUCACUCACUUCUAUACUACGACCGUAGUGAAAUCUUUAAUAGAAUUAAAGCGGAGAAAGAGGAAGAGAGAUGUUAGCGUUUUAAAACUGUAUACAACGAAAUCAAAAAGGGACCCCAAUUUUGGAGAAUAUUUGGUCCUGUUCCUACAAGAAAUCGACCAGAAAUGUCCUCCUCAUUCAAAGUAUUUCCUGUUUGCGAAUUGAAAGCAGUAUUAACAUAGUCUGAUAGAUUUAGUAAUAGUCAUGUAUUCUACAAAAGACGAUACGAUCUUCGUCCAUUCUCGAUUAUAGUCAGUCUGUAGGAAAGAAAGAAAAAAAAAAA
Messenger RNA from Centruroides sculpturatus (bark scorpion), 2052 nucleotides. RefSeq names its product tetraspanin-9-like. The transcript has 2 exons. Bases 466 to 1395 code for a protein of 309 amino acids. Lineage: Eukaryota; Metazoa; Arthropoda; Arachnida; Scorpiones; Buthidae. Gene Ontology annotation, cellular component: membrane. The record is from RefSeq and is a predicted model, not a curated record.